CGUGGGGUACUAGUGGAGUACCCACAUCACACAUCUUGUACUGCCAUCAUCAGUAACCACGCCAGGAUGAUGGGUAGGAGGCCGCUACCGCAGCUGCUGCUGCUGCUGCUGCUGUUGUCUGCUGCUGAUGCCUCUACCACCACUACUGCUGACUCCAAAGCUGUUGAUCUAUCGACUGAGGCUGCUGCUACCACCACUACUACCACCACCACUACCACCACCACUACCACCUCGUCCUCCCUGGCUACUUCUACCAGCAAUACUGAGGAAACUCCCACCACCACCACCACUAUUACUAUUUCUGCUGUGACUGCUGAUGUAGCCACACUUGCUGACGCAGCUGCUGUGCCUGCUGACGUCAACCAACACGUCAGCGCUGACUCAGACAACACUCCGGCUGCUACUGACGUUCUCACUAACAAACAAGGGAUGGAGAAAUAUCAGAGCUGGAACAAAUAUAGAGAUCGUUUACGGCCGGCAUAA
Cherax quadricarinatus is the source of this 483-nucleotide messenger RNA. NCBI's taxonomy places the organism in Eukaryota, Metazoa, Arthropoda, Malacostraca, Decapoda, Parastacidae. The record is from RefSeq and is a predicted model, not a curated record.